AUGGCAUCUUCUUCCUCUUUUGCGAGUAAUUCACAGGACCGUGCUCGAUGGAAGUAUGAUGUCUUUCUUAGUUUUAGAGGUGCCGACACACGGAGAACAUUUACGAGUCACUUGCACGAAGGUUUGAAAAAUAGGGGAAUAUUCACUUUUCAAGAUGAUAAACUGGUAGAUCAUGGAAAUUCCAUCUCAGAAGAAAUCGUGAAAGGUAUAGAAGAGUCUGAAGUUGCAGUAAUCGUUUUCUCAAAGAAUUAUGCAACGUCAGGGUGGUGCUUGGAUGAACUAGUAAAGAUUAUGAAAUGCAAGGUUGAAAAUGGACAAAUAGUCAUACCAGUCUUCUAUGAUGUGGAUCCAUCAGAUGUUCGACACCAACGUGGGAGAUUUGCAGAGGCAUUUGCCAAACACGAAUAUAGGUAUAGGUAUAUGGAUGAUGUUGAGGGGAUGCAAAAGGUGCAAGGAUGGAGAACUGCCCUAACUGCUGCCGCAAAUCUAAAAAGGAUAUGA
Solanum tuberosum (potato) is the source of this 501-nucleotide messenger RNA. Its product is annotated as TMV resistance protein N-like. The transcript has a single exon. The record is from RefSeq and is a predicted model, not a curated record. The coding region runs from base 1 to 501 and encodes 166 amino acids. NCBI's taxonomy places the organism in Eukaryota, Viridiplantae, Streptophyta, Magnoliopsida, Solanales, Solanaceae. Gene Ontology annotation, biological process: signal transduction.